This is a messenger RNA of Cyprinodon variegatus (sheepshead minnow), 575 nucleotides long. It is a transcript of the gene s100a1, whose product is annotated as protein S100-A1-like. Gene Ontology annotation, molecular function: calcium ion binding. Bases 105 to 404 code for a protein of 99 amino acids. The transcript is spliced from 3 exons. NCBI's taxonomy places the organism in Eukaryota, Metazoa, Chordata, Actinopteri, Cyprinodontiformes, Cyprinodontidae. The record is from RefSeq and is a predicted model, not a curated record.
GGGGUCUGGUCUUUGUCUUUCAUCUGGAUGGGAGAUGAAAUGACUGCACCCCGGUGUGCCCUUCUCGGGUGUCAGAAUGAAGGGCUGAUGUAAGGACUACAAAGAUGCCUUCUCUUCUGCAAGGAGCCAUGGAGGACCUGAUCAAGGUCUUCUACAGCUAUUCAGGAAAGGAAGGUGACAAAUACAAGCUGAACAAAAUGGAGUUAAAGAACAUGCUGCAGGAGGAACUCUCCUUAAAGGAGGGCUCUUAUGAUUCAGCUGAGGUUGAGAAGGUCAUGAGUAGCCUGGAUGAAAACCAAGAUGGUGAAGUGGACUUCCAGGAGUUUGUUGUUCUGGUUGCUGCACUGACUAUGGCUUGCAAUGAGUUUUUCAUUGACUUCAUUAAAAAACAGGGCUCAAAGUAAUUUGGAAGCUUUAUGAGUCCAUUGACAGAACCUACAAUAAAUAAGUGAUGUAAAACCUAACACAACAUCUUGUAAUAUGACCAAUGACAUACCUUCUAUUUAACUCUAGUCUUCCAUCUCUAAAGAUGUAGUGUUUAACCUGUGAAUAAAUCAUGUUGGUUAGAUGCCCUU